CGCACAUGUCGCUGCGACAUCUGUCAGUCGGGAAAACCUGAAACGUCAAAAGUGGAAAUGGGCGACAACGUGGUUGAAAAUCUUGAAAAUUUAAACAUAGACGAAAAGGCCAAACUGAAGAAAAUGAAGCAAGCACCAGCAGAGAAGUCUUCAGUGAGUGAAUUGAAACCCUGGCCCUCAUUUAUCCAAGACAGACUCACUUUGUGGGAUAAACUUAAAGCGGAAAGAGAGGCCGAAAUCGCAGGGAAACCACAAACACCCAUUAAAGUGACCCUUCCAGAUGGUAAAGUCGUGGAAGCUGUUGCUUGGAAGACCACAGCAUAUGACGUUGCAAAGGGCAUAAGUCAGGGUUUGGCUGACAACUGUGUGAUCUCAAAAGUAAAUGAUGUCCUUUGGGACUUGGACCGCCCUCUGGAAAGUGAUUGUAAAUUAGAGCUACUGAAGUUCGACAAUACAGAGGCCCAAUCAGUAUUCUGGCACUCCACUGCGCACAUUCUGGGAGAAGCUUUAGAAAGAGUGUAUGGGGGCUGCCUUUGUUAUGGCCCUCCCAUAGAAUCAGGGUUUUAUUACGACAUGUACUUAGAGGAGAAAGGGAUUUCCGCUGGCGAUUUCCCAUCCCUUGAAAACCUAAUGAAGUCAAUAGUCAAAGAAAAACAGCCGUUUGAACGUUUGGAGCUGAAAAAAGAAGAUCUUCUUGAAAUGUUCAAGUACAAUCCAUUCAAAGUGAGAAUUUUGAAUGAGAAAGUUGACACUCCGACUACUACUGUAUAUAGGUGUGGGCCGUUGAUUGAUUUGUGUAGAGGCCCCCAUGUGAGACACACUGGCAAGAUUAAAGCUUUAAAAGUCACUAAAAAUUCUUCUACCUACUGGGAAGGCAAAUCUGACGCUGAAACUCUCCAGCGUGUUUAUGGUAUUAGUUUUCCUGAUAACAAACAGUUGAAGGAAUGGGAGAAGUUUCAAGAAGAGGCUGCUAAACGCGAUCAUAGAAAAAUUGGAAAAGAACAAGAGCUGUUCUUCUUCCAUGAGCUUUCCCCUGGAUCUUGCUUUUUCCAGCCACGAGGAGCUCAUAUUUAUAACACUUUAGUUGAAUUUAUUAGAAAAGAGUAUCGGAAGCGUGGAUUCCAAGAGGUGGUGUCUCCUAACAUAUACAACGCCAAGCUGUGGCAGGUUUCAGGACAUUGGGCGCACUACGCCGACAACAUGUUCUCUUUCGACGUCGAAAAAGACAAAUUCGCCCUCAAACCCAUGAAUUGCCCCGGCCACUGCUUGAUCUUCGACAACCGCACCCGCUCCUGGCGAGAGCUGCCGCUGCGUCUGGCCGAUUUCGGCGUCCUGCACCGGAACGAACUCUCUGGGGCCCUCACCGGUCUCACCAGAGUGCGGAGAUUCCAGCAGGACGACGCCCACAUCUUCUGCGCCCUUGAACACAUCAAAGACGAAAUCAAAGGCGCGCUGGAAUUCCUGAACCACGUUUACGGGGUUUUCGGUUUUACUUUCAACAUGGUCUUGUCGACCCGGCCCGAGAAGUACCUAGGCGACAUCGAGAUGUGGAACGAGGCCGAGAAGGCGCUGAGUGACGGGUUGGACGCUUUCGGGGCUCCGUGGACCCUGAAUCCGGGAGAUGGCGCUUUCUACGGGCCUAAGAUAGAUAUCACGGUGAUGGACGCGCUGAAGCGGUCGCACCAGUGUGGUACAAUCCAGCUGGAUUUCCAGUUGCCCAUUAGGUUCAAUUUGUCGUUUGUGAGCGAGAGUGGGGAGAAGAAGAGGCCAGUUAUCAUACACAGGGCGAUUUUAGGGUCAGUGGAGAGGAUGAUUGCGAUCUUGACCGAGUCGUGUGGAGGGAAAUGGCCGUUUUGGUUGUCACCAAGGCAGGCUAUGGUGAUUCCAGUGGGACCUACGUAUGACGAGUAUGCGCAGCACGUUCAAAAGAAGUUGCACGAAGCUGGGUUUAUGGCUGAGGUAGACACUGACGCUGGAGAUACCAUGAAUAAGAAAAUCAGGAACGCGCAGUUGGCGCAGUUCAAUUUUAUUCUGGUGGUGGGUGAGAAGGAGCGCAGUAGUAAUACCGUGAACGUGAGAACCCGCGACAAUGUCGUCCAUGGUGAAAUAGCAGUCGACGGCCUCGUCGACAAGUUCAAGGUUUUGCAAGAAAACUACAGUAAAGGAGAAGAUAGUUUUUAAAUUUCAUUCCUCGGCUUUCGCUUUCCUAUUUAUUUUAAAUUAUGAACACAGUCAGUCGCUUACCAGUGUUUCGUGUUAACUUUUAUAUUGAUUUGUGAUUAUGUAAGAAGAAAUAAAGAUAAGUUGAAUUCGAA
Molecule: messenger RNA, 2315 nt
Organism: Zophobas morio
Lineage: Eukaryota; Metazoa; Arthropoda; Insecta; Coleoptera; Tenebrionidae
Product: threonine--tRNA ligase 1, cytoplasmic
Exons: 10
Coding region: 58-2181 (707 amino acids)
Biological process (GO): threonyl-tRNA aminoacylation
Cellular component (GO): cytoplasm
Molecular function (GO): threonine-tRNA ligase activity; ATP binding
Source: RefSeq, a predicted model, not a curated record